Molecule: messenger RNA, 2269 nt
Organism: Toxorhynchites rutilus septentrionalis
Lineage: Eukaryota; Metazoa; Arthropoda; Insecta; Diptera; Culicidae
Gene: mdu
Exons: 5
Coding region: 695-1723 (342 amino acids)
Source: RefSeq, a predicted model, not a curated record
UGGCGCGAUGUCAGUAUCUUUUGAGCUCUCGGACCGUGUGGAGUUGCGACGUAUACCGUUACGUGGACAGUGAACUUUUUUAAUUCAGAUCGACACUCUCGUUCCGAAGUAUUGUAGCGGUGGGGGAGAAACGCUUCGCCGGUGUUAUGAAUCACCUUUGCGUAUAUCUUUGCAUACGGUUUACGUAUUCGCUAGAAGGAUUUCGACAACAAACCGGAAAUAGGAAAAUGAAACUCACCCCGAUUGUGUCUUCUUACUGAAAAAACGACAAACAGUUUAAGUGAAUUUUGAACAUCCAAAAGAUUUGGUCAAGUGAAAAUUUGAUGCAGUAUUACGAAGUUUGGAAGCGUGUGAUUGUUUUUCGUGAAUACUUUCAGAAAGGAAGGGGUGUGCCGAUACCCUAGUAAUUACAAAACUAAUUUGGAAUCGAAAAUGAAAACAAAAUAAACCAACGACAUUGGAUGGAGAAAAGUGGGUUAUUGCAAGUGGGAAAGCGGCGGUAAACGAAACAAUUUGCUAAUAAAAAAUAAACAAAAGAGAAAAAGUAUUCAAUACCGUACUGGUAGUUUGCAACUGUCCUCUGGUAAUUGAAGAGUAUACAGGUUUGAGAAAUAGUCGUUGCUAUAAAUCACAUUAGACCAUUGAAACAAAACGGAUUACUCUGCACAAACGUUAUAAACAAUAACGGGGCAAGAUGAGACAAAUUGGCAUCGAGACCGAUGAUCCCCUCAAACGAAUACAGGAAGAAAUCAACGAAGUGGUGAGACGUGAACAAGAGCUACGACAGGGUCAUCGAUUAAACGACUCAAAUGACGAUUGCCACUCAUCGGUAAACUCGGAUGAUUCGGGACUUUCACUAUCUCUGAGCCCGGUCCACUCUCCUUCAGUGUCCAAUUUGAAACAUAAAAUUGAAGCGAGCACCAGGAAAUUUACUGAAGCAAAUGAUCACGAUAUUCGUACUACCGGAGAUCGUCAAACAGUUUCAUCGCAGUCGAAUGUAUUGAUUCGUGCACGUUCAACGCCACAAUUAUGCCAAGUUCCAAUGAAUCGUCGCUUCAACGUUCAUCCGAACCAACGUGGUAUGAUGCAGAAAUUUAUUGAGACUCGAGGUCGACUCAACAAGUUGCCUACGACACUCAAUGGUAAUAUGAGCACCAACUGUACCAACGAAAACCACAUGGUUAUAAAUGAGCAAUACAAAUCUCCCAUCGAGUUGAACCGUCCGAAUUUCAUGCUGUCACCUACCGCUGUUUCUGCACAACCUAUCAUUGAGCGAGACUCUAAUGGUAAACCUAUCCGAAGAGGUUACGUACCAGUAGAAGAGAAAAUUCAGAAGGAACUUCGUGACCUGAAGAAUAGAGAAGGUGAACUGAAGCGUCUGCGUAAACAAAGCAGAGUUUUAUCACAGUCUGACUUGCUUGAACUGAAUUACGAAAGCGACUCAGGAGAGUUUCUGUCAGACGAUGAUUGCAGCGUUUAUCCAGUAUCCCGCAAACUGCGACCUACGAAAUCCAUCGGUGAGCUAUGUGAAGCCUUGACGAAUUCUAGUCUAUCUCCCAGGGAAACACCAUCGCCGCAAAUGGAAAGUCGUCAUCGUUCUGGUGGACUACGCCCUGCAGUAUCCCUGGCGCAAUUGUGUGAUGUUGACCCAGAGGAAGCUCCAUCGUCGCACAAACUUAUAGCGAAGUGGGAGAAUCUUAUCCAACAGAAAUUGCAACGAUAAGCUGCUGGCAGCUCUUUUUCCAUUAGAACUGGGAGAAAAGAAAUCGAGAAUUUGUCGGUCGAAGAAUAGGUUGUAUGCGUUGCACAUGUAUCGGAACCUAGAGGCGAAUGAACUGCAAAGUUUAAAUCCUCCUAAAAACAAAGAUAGAAAGAAUGUAUCGGAAUAAGGUUAAUCAGAAGUGUACAGUCAAUGCCAAAAUCUAUCCUAUAUGAUGAGAGAUACAUGUUUGCUGAUUGUAUCAUGUUGAGAAUGCUUUAUUUUUUAAUCUUGCCGUUCGAAUAAGUCUGUUCUUGCAACGUUUGAUUCAAUUCGAAGAAAAACUGUAUAAUCUUUUAGAAAUUAUUUAUCUCGGUAAGAAUUAUGAACUAAAAUAUGAAACUAUACCAACUACACAUUAAGGAAAAUGUUAAACAUUUUCAAACCUGUUUGUCACAUUAUACUACACCCAGAACGUACUUAAUUAUUUUCCCCCCAGUCUCUUGAUUUAAAAUAAUCUUAUAAUUAUAAUAAUUGUAAUAGUUAAAAAAUAAACGUAUUUGAUCCUGA